GGACGGAUAUUUUUUUGACGGCCAUUUUGUUUGCUCUGCUCUGCCUACAUAAACAGAAGUUGUUCGUUCAUCCAUCCACCCAUCCAUCCUCUAGUACCCACUAAGCAAUCAAACAAGAAUCAACCAACAAUGGCGGUGAAGGUAUACGGUCCGGCCUACGCUUCCCCGAAGCGCGUAAUCGCGUGCCUAAUUGAGAAGGGUAUCGACUUUGAAACCAUCCCCAUUGAUCUCCUCAAGGGAGAGCACAAGGCUCCUGAUUUCCUUCAAUUGCAGCCUUUUGGAUCUCUCCCGGUGAUUCAAGAUGGGGACUACACUCUGUUCGAAUCGAGGGCGAUCAUGAGGUACUAUGCAGCUAAGUACAAGCUUCAGGGGACCGAUCUGCUCGGCGGGUCGAUGGAAGAAACAGGGCUCGUAGAUCAGUGGCUGGAAGUGGAGGCUCACAACUUCAACCCGCACAUCUACAGCUUGACGAUUCAGAUCAUGUUCUACCCUGCCGUCGGAACCCCGACCGACGAGAAGGCGGUGGCCGAGAGCGAGGAGAAGCUUGGGAAGGUGCUGGACGUUUAUGAACAGAGGCUGUCGGAGAGCAAGUAUCUGGCCGGAGAUUUCUUCAGCCUGGCCGACCUCAGCCACCUGCCGUUCACGCAGUACUUGGUGGGUCCGAUUGGGAAAGAGUACAUGAUCAGGAGCAGGAAGCAUGUGAGUGCGUGGUGGGAUGACAUUAGUGGCAGGGAUUCUUGGAAGAGGGUUCUCGAGCUUGAAUCCAAGGGCUGGGCGGGGAACUGAUGAUCUCUGGGUGGCGGAAUCAAUAUGGUUGUGUCAU
This is a messenger RNA of Linum trigynum, 823 nucleotides long. The record is from the annotation of a GenBank genome assembly. NCBI's taxonomy places the organism in Eukaryota, Viridiplantae, Streptophyta, Magnoliopsida, Malpighiales, Linaceae.